Messenger RNA from Ilex paraguariensis (yerba mate), 900 nucleotides. Lineage: Eukaryota; Viridiplantae; Streptophyta; Magnoliopsida; Aquifoliales; Aquifoliaceae. The record is from the annotation of a GenBank genome assembly.
AUGUCUGCCAUCAACUUUCAUUCUAUUAUUGUCAAUGAACUUAUUAAUUUAGAUGUCUUUACAUUUUUGUCUCAGCAAAACUAUACGGUUUUGAGUGAAGCUGAUAUUCGGCAUUGCCAAGAGGAAAAUAUUAUUAAAGUAUCCGCUGUGCUUUCCAUUUCUAAGGUUGCUGCUGGCAUCCUUCUUCGCCACUAUAAUUGGAAUGUCAGUAAAGUGAAUGAUGAAUGGUUUUCUGAUGAAGAAAAGGUACGAAUGGCUGUUGGCUUGCUGGAGAAACCAGUUCCAUUUCUCAAUGCUAAAGAGCUGACUUGUGGGAUCUGCUUUGAAACUUUUCCUUGUGAUAGGAUGAAUGCUGCUGCUUGUGGUCAUCCUUUUUGUGUGACAUGCUGGCAAGGUUGGAUGGAUAUAUUACUGAAGCGGGCUCCAUCUGCUCAUGGACACCUGGAUUUGUGGAAGUCAAAUGUAGUGCCUGCAAAAGUCUAUGUUAUUUUUCCUGCUGGAAUAUAUACAGAAGGAUAUAUUACCACAGCCAUCAAUGACGGUCCUGGAUGUUUGAUGUUGCGAUGUCCUGAUCCAUCUUGUGGUGCAGCUGUUGGUCAGGACAUGGUCAACGUAUUGGCUUCUCAUGAUGAUAUGGAGAAGUAUAAUCGCUACUUUCUUAGGUCAUUUAUUGAAGACAAUAGGAAGACAAAAUGGUGUCCUGCUCCAGGCUGUGAUUAUGCUGUGGAUUUUAUUUUUGGUAGUGGAAGCUAUGAUGUUACUUGCUGCUGCUCAUACAGUUUUUGCUGGAAUUGCACUGAGGAAGCUCACCGCCCAGUUGAUUGCGGAACUGUGGCCAAGUGGAUUUUGAAGAAUAGUGCCGAGUCUGAAAAUAUGAAUUGGUAUUGUACUGGAUCUUAG